Molecule: messenger RNA, 1253 nt
Organism: Zychaea mexicana
Lineage: Eukaryota; Fungi; Mucoromycota; Mucoromycetes; Mucorales; Lichtheimiaceae
Exons: 5
Coding region: 42-1253 (403 amino acids)
Source: RefSeq, a predicted model, not a curated record
CUCCGCUACUCAUCACUUUUGUAGCCUCUGAGACCAAUUCAAUGAUCCCUAACAGUUCUACAACUACUUCAACUCCUGCUCCUCCAUACCCAAACCUCGAAGAUGCUACGGCUAUCUUGGCUUGGGUGCUUAACGCCAAUGCUGUCAUUUUUGACUUCACCACCGACCUUCCAUCCAAAGCAGCUGCUUAUGCAGAAAUCAAAAAGCUUGGUUUGGUGUUAGGUGCCUCCACUAUCCCUCGCUCUCGCAAUCCCAGGGAUAUGCUUAUUGAAGUUCGUUACAAACACGAAGAGUCCAUUGACUGGGCUAUUUCAGAAGGUGUUAUGUAUCACAACAUUAAUUAUCGUGCCACCAGAGCCAUAUCCGUGGACUCCGACAUAAUUAAGGUUAAUCUUCGUCAGUUACCAUUUAUUGAGGAGCAUAUCCUCCAAGCGAGUAUUCGAAACACGGUGCAGGACUAUGGACGUGUAUGUCAAAUAAGUCUCUAUGGCAAACCAACAACCAGCAUCUUCAAAGGAGAAACCACCCCAGACCCAAAUUAUUUGCCCAUAUUCGGACGCCGUACGGGCCUCUACAAGCUCUACGGAACAUACCCUGUGGCCUCUGUGGUGUCACGCCGUGCACACCGUAGAAAUUAUAAAUGGGAAGAUAUUAUCAGACAGUAUAACGAUGGAGAGUUGACAACGACAACUGCUCAACUGGCUGCGAUCUGUGCUCGCAUGAACGAGGAGCACCAGAAAAAGCUUGAAGAGAAGGUCAAGCGCAUGAACCAUAUGAUGGAGCAACCGGCUCCUAUGGAUCUAGAUGUUCGUCAGCAGCUUGGGAGAGCUUUCAGACGCGAGAUCAUAUCGGUUAACCACCGUGCUAGCGUGGCCAUGGGAUGGAAUGUCGGCACGCUCAUGUCUCCCCAGUUUGAGACCGAUUGGAUGCUUACUACACCUAUAGUCUCAUCUAGCCCUCGUUUGACCAGAAAGCCUACCAAAAAGAAAAGCACGGUUAAGGACCUCAUGAUUGAACUCUGUAACAACGAAGUCGACAAAAAUUUGACAAAGUUUCCGUGGAAAAGUUUCAAGAGGGUGUCAAACGGUGGGAUAAUUCGCUACAGAAAUGAAACAUUGGGGUGCGAAUUCACGGGUUUUGAUUUUGGCGAAAAGGCAGAUACUGCUUUGUGCCCGAGUGACAUACCGUAUAAGAGAUGGUCAGAGCUGUAUGAUGCCCUUAUCAAUGGCCAAAUUAGUUUUGAAAAGCUUUAA